AUGGGCCGCGGCAAGCGCCGGGGCGCUGCCUCUACCGGGAAUAAGGUCGAAUUUGGGGAAAUCGGGCUGAAGGCGAUGAGCCCCGACUGGAUAACCGCCCGUCAGAUCGAAGCCGCCCGUGUCGCCAUUUCCCGCCAUCUUCAGCGCGGCGGGCGAACCUGGAUUCGCAUCUUCCCGGAUAAAGCCGUUUCCAAGAAACCUGCCGAGGUUCGCAUGGGCGGCGGGAAAGCCGCCAACGACCACUGGGUGGCUGUUGUGCGGCCGGGCCGGAUAAUGUUCGAGGUCGGCGGUGUCCCUCUGGACCAGGCCGAAGCAGCCCUGCUUCGCGCCGCCCACAAACUCCCCAUACCCACCAAGGUUGUCUACAAAGACCGCAUUAAUGCCCUGCUCACCGGUACGGGAGGCUGA
Geodia barretti is the source of this 408-nucleotide messenger RNA. The record is from the annotation of a GenBank genome assembly. Lineage: Eukaryota; Metazoa; Porifera; Demospongiae; Tetractinellida; Geodiidae.